This is a messenger RNA of Abrus precatorius (Indian licorice), 2144 nucleotides long. RefSeq names its product beta-glucosidase 18-like. NCBI's taxonomy places the organism in Eukaryota, Viridiplantae, Streptophyta, Magnoliopsida, Fabales, Fabaceae. Gene Ontology annotation, molecular function: beta-glucosidase activity. Bases 52 to 1695 code for a protein of 547 amino acids. The transcript has 13 exons. Gene Ontology annotation, biological process: carbohydrate metabolic process. The record is from RefSeq and is a predicted model, not a curated record.
UCGGUACAAGAGUUAUGUGUCUAGUAUGAUAAAUCACAAGAACAAAAGAUAAUGCUAGAAAGGAAACUAACUGUCGUGCUGACACUACUUUACUGUGUUCAUUUUCAUGUCCAAACUUGUCAUCAAGUUGAAGAUGGAAUCAGCAGAUCUCAAUUCCCAAAAGGGUUCCUCUUCGGAACAAGUACUUCCUCAUACCAGAUUGAAGGAGCACCUCUUGAAGAUGGCAAGGGUUUAAGCAACUGGGAUUUUUUCAGUCAUAUACCUGGAAAUAUAAACAAUAAUGAGACUGGAGACAUAGCAGAUGAUCAUUAUCAUCGUUAUUUGGAAGACAUCAAGUUAAUGUCCUCUCUUGGAAUAAAUGUAUAUCGAUUUUCAAUAUCAUGGGCCAGGAUCCUACCUAGAGGGAUAUAUGGGGACAUAAAUCCAAGUGGGAUUAUAUUCUACAACAAGAUUAUCGACAAUCUUCUGCUUAGAGGGGUUGAACCAUUUGUGACAAUUCACCAUCAUGACUUUCCACAAGAACUGGAAGAAAGAUAUGGUGGUUGGCUUAGCCCCCUAAUACAGGGAGAUUUUGUUCACUUUGCUGAAAUUUGUUUUAAGAGCUUUGGAGACAGGGUUAAGUAUUGGGCCACCAUCAAUGAGCCGAACUUGUAUGCAGACAUGGCUUUUAUAAGGGGAACAUACCCCCCAGGUCACUGUUCUCCACCUUUUGGAAAUUGUUAUGCUGGUAACUCUGAUGUUGAGCCUCUCAUUGCGAUGCAUAAUAUGUUACUGUCACAUGCCAAGGCUGUUGAAUUAUACCGCAAGCACUUUCAGGCAACGCAAGGUGGAACCAUUGGCAUUAUUGCACAUACCUUUAUGUAUGAACCUUUUAGAGAUGAAGAAUUUGAUAGACAAGCUGUGAAAAGGGCCUUGGCUUUUGUCAUAGCUUGGUGCUUAGAUCCCUUGGUUUUUGGUGAGUACCCUGAUGAGAUGCAAUCAAUUCUUGGGAGCCAGUUGCCAAGGUUCUCUCCUAAGGAGAAGAGUCUCAUAAAAGGCAGUCUUGACUUCAUUGGCAUCAAUCACUAUGGAACUCUCUAUGCCAAGGACUGCUCCCUCUCUGCUUGUUCUCUUGGAGCAGAUCAUCCAAUAAGAGGCUACGUGGAAACAACAGGAAUGAGAGAUGGCAUUCCAAUUGGUGAUCAGACAGGAAUAGCAAGGUUCUUUGUGGUUCCAAAGGGCAUGGAAAAGAUUGUAGACUACAUUAAGAUAAGAUACCAUAACAUGCCCAUGUAUAUUACAGAAAAUGGAUAUUCAUUACCACCUAAACCGGAUGUGACAAUGCAUGAUCUUAUACAAGAUUUUAAACGAAUAGAGUAUCAUAAAGCCUACCUUGCAGCUCUGCUUAGAGCCAUAAGGAAAGGUGCAGAUGUAAGAGGGUAUCUGAUAUGGUCAUUGAUGGACAACUUUGAAUGGGCAAGCGGCUAUGACAUAAGAUUUGGGCUUUACUAUGUGGAUAGACAGACUCUUGAAAGAAUUCCUAAACUUUCUGUUCAAUGGUUUUCUAGUUUCCUCAACAACACUAGCCACACCAACAAAGAAGACUUGAGUGAGCAAUUUCUUAGAAGCAAAGAUGUGACAAGUGCUGCUUUCAAAAUAUUUGAACUAGCGGAAUGCAUGGAUAAUAGUAUAUGCAAUUCACAAACAUGGAUCUAAAAGCCGUCAAGCUAUCACACCAAGAAAAUAUACCCAUCCAACUAUCCAUUACAGCUUUUUGGAUGAAGGGGGCUUGCAGGGUGGUUAUUAAUUUCCUCAGUAAUGAAUUCAUGAAUUGUCCCAUCAUUUUAUUUACAUGCCUAUGUACAAAUUUGCAUGCAUUUAUUUCCAAAUGUGUAUUUUUCUGUCACAUUAUGGUAUCUUUUCUUGGCUCCUGCAACAAGUUACAUGGACGAGAAGGUGUUACUUAAAUGGCAAGACAAGACUUGAAUGUAGAUGUUACUUGAUAUAUUUUCAAUGUGGCUAUUUUUAUGUUCAUGAUGGAACAUCAAAUUUGUAUCAUGGGAACACCCACGGUGAUGAUAAUUUAAAUCUCCUAUUUAGAUGUAAUCAAAUCUCAUUAGUCAUUAGGCACCCUUUUUAACUGGGUGCUAAAAAAUGUAGCAGGG